Molecule: messenger RNA, 358 nt
Organism: Etheostoma spectabile (orangethroat darter)
Lineage: Eukaryota; Metazoa; Chordata; Actinopteri; Perciformes; Percidae
Gene: pet117
Product: PET117 cytochrome c oxidase chaperone
Biological process (GO): mitochondrial respiratory chain complex IV assembly
Cellular component (GO): mitochondrion
Source: RefSeq, a predicted model, not a curated record
AUGUCUACGACCUCUAAAGUGGUUCUGGGAGUUUCUGGUUUGACUCGAGCACCGUGGCUUGCUGUUCACCUUAACCAGUCCUGGGACAGACAGCGUCUGCACGAGGGUGUAGUCCGGGAUCUGGAGCGGCUGGAGAGGAAGAAGGAGAACUUGAGACUGCUGGAGGAGCAGAGGACACUGACCGCACAGCUGGAGGCAGAGAGACAGCGCAGACAGACAGGCUGAGACAGGUGUGUCCGUGAUGGACAGCAGCGGCGAUCAGCUGGCGGGAGGCGAGGACGAGGCGGCCGGCACGUCGGCGUCCGAGGGUCUGGAGGAGGGCGAGGUGGAGGGGAGACCCUCCUCAUCGUGGAGUCGG